Molecule: messenger RNA, 3115 nt
Organism: Monopterus albus (swamp eel)
Lineage: Eukaryota; Metazoa; Chordata; Actinopteri; Synbranchiformes; Synbranchidae
Gene: crym
Product: crystallin, mu
Exons: 8
Coding region: 1679-2626 (315 amino acids)
Biological process (GO): thyroid hormone metabolic process
Cellular component (GO): cytoplasm
Molecular function (GO): thyroid hormone binding
Source: RefSeq, a predicted model, not a curated record
AGCAAUUUGUAAUUUUUCCAUUGACCUAUUAUUUUGUAGAAUUUCAUAUUCACAUUGUCAUAUAACAAAACAAAGACAGCAGCAUGCAUCUGAAAAAUUAACAAGUACUGAAAAUGUCAAAUUUAUUUUGAAAGGGUAUUUAAGACUGUGUUGGCAAUGUUUCUAUAUAUAUUGGGUUUGAAUACAAAUUGAAACAGUAGUUCUGGUUUGACCUGGAUAAAAGGCUUUCUGUGGGACCAUGCAAUCACUGUGCAAGGCUUUAAUGUCUUUAUUAUUAGUUAAAAUAUCUAUGCGGUAGGCCUGCAUCAGUGGUGGAAUUACUAGUACUGAGAUCCUUUAGCAAACAGCCUACAGUGUAACCUAAAGUUCUGGCAGGUUCAAAAUUACAUAGGUAUUAACAGCAAAAAAGCACUUCAAAUAUAUAGAAGUAUUUUUUAUGCUGGUAAAUAUCCCCUGAGGUGGAACUAUUAACUAUCAUAAACAGUAAUAUAUUGUAGUGAGCCUCGCCAAUGAAUGGGUCAGACCCCGUUCCGGAAGGUUACAAAUAAAUCUGGGGAGUCGUCAGAUGAUUGAUGAUGCAGACCAGAAGAAAAAAGUUCUGCUAUAGCAAUUUGUAGAACUUUUACUUGCCAUUAAAUGUUGAUCCAAUGUUUCUUUUUGGUAAAUAGUGCACACGUUUAAUUAUUUUGCUAAGGGGGCUGGAAAUUAUUUUCAGCUGCACCGUUGUCAGCAGCUAGACGUUUCCAGGAUAUCUUACAAAAUUCUACUGGGAAAACAGAAGAGUCAGUGAUUUGUAGUAGUGCUGUAAUGAAAUCCUGGCAGGAUAUGGGAUAGAGACAAUAAAGGGAGACACUAUUACAAUAUUCAAAAAUCCAAUAAAGUUAAGUUGUAUGGAGAUAGUUAUAGGAAAUAUGACAUUAUAUGAUCUAGACUUACGUUAGGGCAUACAAGACUAAAAAAUACAUUACAUAUUAUUGGUAGGGUGGAAUUUGGUGAAUGUGAGUAUUGUAUAUGUGAGGAAACAGUUGAACAUGUAUUAUUAGAAUAUAGGACGAUUAAUGUAGAAAGAAAUAUUGAAAGGUAGGGUAUUAGAAAUGAGCAGAGAGUUGAGCAUUAAAGGUAUAUUGGAGAAAGGGCAAAACAACAUCAGAUGCAAAGAGAUUUGAUUAAAUAUUUAGAAAUAACUAGGUUGAGAAAUAGAAUAUAAGGCUAACUCAUAAAGUAUUACAGACUCUGGUGCAGUAGGUGGCGGCAUGCACCUUUUACGUUGGCCUGUAGGCAGCCAUUAACACUCAAGAAGAAGGGAAAUAAGUUUUAGAGUGUGAACGGGAGUUUACAUGUUUCCAUGUGCCUACGUAGGCUUUCUCUGGUGCUCAUCCGGUUUCCUGCCACAGUCCAAAUACAUGCAGGAGAUGUUAAAUAACGACUUUAAGAUGCCCUAUCUAUUCCAGGAUGUACCACUCACCCAGUGUCGGCUGGGAGUGGCUGCAGACCCCCCGCGACCCUUCGAAUGAUUAAGUAAUACGUUUGGAUGGAUGGAUUGACCUCUGUGACCCUCUGACGUGUCUGCGCUCCUCCUCUAGCAGGAUGUUUAAAGAACCGUCCUGGCUCUGCAGUGACAGCUGCUUGAACUUUGGACCAAAUACGCGCCGGUUACGUAUCAGAGUGGCAAGAAACCAUGGCUGCACCUCCUGUUAUCAUAUGGGAGCAUGAGGUCGAGCGCCUGUUGCACUACAGAGAGCUGGUCCCUCGUCUGGAGGAAGCCUUGGGAAAAUUCUCCAGACGAGACAGCGCUGAGGUGAUCCAGCCUGUGCGCAACAUCGUGCCACUGCAAAAACAGAAUGGGUUCUUGGCACUGAUGCCUGCAUACAUGGAGAAUGAUGGAGUCCUGUGCACAAAGUUAGUGUGUUUCUACAAAAGGGAGGAUGGUUCCACCUUGCCAGCUGUUCAAGCCACAGUGGUGCUGCUGGAUCCAGAGUAUGGGAAUGUCAAGGCUGUUAUAGGCGGAGAGGUCAUCACAGACAUGAGGACAGCAGCUGUCUCUGCAAUCUCUGCUAAGCUGCUGAUGCGUCCUGAAGCUGAGGUGCUGGCCAUCCUGGGGACCGGCAAACAGGCCCUCAGUCAUUACAGGGUCUUCACUGAAAUGUUUUCAUUUAAAGAGGUGCGUGUGUGGAGCCGUACAAGAGAGGGAGUGGCGCGGUUCAGGCACUCUGUCAGCAGUCCGGUAACAGCAUGCGUCUCAGCGGAGGAGGCCGUGAGGGGAGCAGAUGUCAUAGUGACAGUAACGAGAAGUACAGAGCCAGUGCUGUUUGGUCGCUGGGUCAAACCAGGAGCCCAUGUGGCAGCAGUGGGUGCUUGCAGGCCAAACUGGCGGGAGCUGGACGACGGGUUGAUGAAGGAGGCGGUGGUAUAUGUUGACAGCAGGGAGGGAGCAAUGAGCGAGUCUGGUGACGUCAUCCUUUCUGGGGCAGAAGUGUUUGCAGAGCUUGGAGAUGUUAUUAACGGAACUAAACCUGCUCACAGAGAGAAAAAGACUGUGUUCAAAUCCCUUGGAAUGGGAGUUCAAGAUGCAGUGUCUGCUAAACUGGUACUUGACCAGUGGAAAGCCAAAGCCUGCCAACCAUGAUGUGGCCAUGCGUUUCAGUCUUUACCUUGCUAUCUGACUUUUAUGGCACAGUGACUAAUCAAGAUGGCGGCAGUAAAGGACAAGGCCACUCCUGUAUAACCUUACCAAGCAGCCUGUCAAAAAUAUUAUAACGUACAGAUCUCGCCACAGAGCUGGAUAUUUAAUGAUGAAAUAAUUAGUUGAUCAAUCAUAUAGUUAAUCAACAGAAAACCAAUCACCAAUAAUUUUCAAUGACUUUAUUCGCUUAAAAAAAGGAAAUAAGCAGACUGGGUGAAAAUGAAACCACAUUUAGCAAGACAUUAAAAUCCAGGUUUGUACUCCAUCUGCUCCACUGAAACACAAGAGCACUCAUGCACUUUGAUCAUUGCUCAUUUCAAAAUACAUUUUGUCUGCUGAAUAGGUAUUGCUCAAGGUCAUAUUGUACAAUGAAGACAUUAAAAUCAGUUUCAACUUUUAUGUGCUAAUAACUGGCUCACAGACCUCAUAAAA